Messenger RNA from Cokeromyces recurvatus, 2114 nucleotides. RefSeq lists its product as uncharacterized. Gene Ontology annotation, molecular function: RNA binding. Gene Ontology annotation, cellular component: ribonucleoprotein complex. The transcript is spliced from 3 exons. The record is from RefSeq and is a predicted model, not a curated record. NCBI's taxonomy places the organism in Eukaryota, Fungi, Mucoromycota, Mucoromycetes, Mucorales, Mucoraceae. The coding region runs from base 187 to 2052 and encodes 621 amino acids.
UUUUUUUUUUCCUCUUCUUUCUCUUUCCCUUACUUACUCUUUUCUUUUUUAUAUUCUUCUUUUCGACGUUUAACGCCGUUUUCUUUUCUUAAUUGUCUAAUCUCAUUUAAUUUGGGUUUGACAUUUUAAUAAUCAUAUAAACAUAUAAAAAAAAUUAUAAAAAUAGAAAAACCAAAAUAUAUAAUAAUGUCUACUUCACCUGUCGUCGCCCCUACUGAAGCUGCUCCCGUCCAACAGCUCUCAGCUGAACAACAACAGCAAAUUGCUCAGGCCCAAGCCUCUGCUCCUGCUGGUACUGUUGUCCCUUCUCCCUCUGCUAGUCUUUACGUUGGCGAACUUGACCCUUCUGUUACCGAAGCCAUGCUCUUUGAGAUGUUCAACAUGAUCGGUCCUGUUGCUUCCAUUCGUGUUUGCCGCGAUGCUGUUACUCGUCGUAGUUUGGGUUAUGCUUAUGUCAAUUUCCAUAACAUCGUUGAUGGUGAACGUGCUUUGGAAAGCCUCAACUACACUUUGAUCAAGGGUAAGCCUUGUCGUAUUAUGUGGUCUCAACGUGAUCCCUCUCUUCGUAAGACUGGUUCUGGCAACGUUUUUAUCAAGAACCUUGAUCAAACCAUUGACAAUAAGGCUCUUCACGAUACCUUUUCUGCUUUUGGUAAUAUUUUAUCCUGUAAGAUUGCUUUGGACGAAAAUGGCAAUUCUAAGGGUUAUGGUUUCGUUCACUAUGAAACUGAAGAAGCUGCCGAAAAUGCUAUCAAGCAUGUUAACGGUAUGCUUUUGAAUGAUAAGAAGGUUUAUGUUGGUCACCAUGUUCCUAAGAAGGAGCGUCAAGCUAAGAUUGAACAAUACAGAGCCAAGUUCACUAAUGUUUACAUCAAGAACUUGGAUGAAACCGUCAAUGACGAAAAGUUGAGAGAAAUUUUCGAAAAGUAUGGUCCCAUCACCUCUGCUGUUGUUCAAGUCGACGAUGAAGGUAAAUCCAAGGGUUUCGGUUUUGUUAACUAUGAAAAGCACGAAGAUGCUCAAAAGGCUGUUGAUGCUUUGAAUGAAACUGAACAAGCUGAUGGCAAGAUUCUUUAUGUUGCUCGUGCUCAAAAGAAGUCUGAACGUGAAGAAGAACUCCGUAAGCAAUACGAACAAGCCAAGCUUGAAAAGCUUGCCAAGUAUCAAGGUGUUAACUUGUAUGUUAAGAACUUGGAUGAUGAUCUUGAUGAUGAGAAGCUUCGUCAAGAAUUCUCUGUCUAUGGUGUUAUCACCUCUGCCAAGGUCAUGACUGAUGAUAAGGGUCACUCUAAGGGCUUCGGUUUCGUCUGUUUCUCCUCUCCUGACGAAGCUACUAAGGCUGUUACCGAAAUGAACGGUCGUAUGAUUGGUUCCAAGCCCAUCUAUGUUGCCCUUGCUCAACGUAAGGAAGUCCGUCGUUCUCAAUUAGAAGCUCAAAUGGCUCAACGUAACCAAAUGCGCAUGCAACAAGGUAUUCCUAUGCCCGGUGCUCCUGGUUACAUGCCUAGCACUCCCAUGUUUUAUGCCCCUCCUGGAAGUUUCCUUCCUCAAGGUCAACGUCCCGUUUUCCCUCCUAACGGUAUGAUGCCUCGUCCUCGUUGGGCUCCUCAACAAGGUCAACCUAUGCCUGGUUUCCCUCCUCAAGGUUUUGCACCUAACAACAACAACAUGCGUCCUCCCAGACAGCCCCGUGCUCCUCGUGGUGGUGCUGCCGGUCAGCGCAAGUAUGCUAACCAAGCUCGUCAACAACCUGCUCAAGAAACUGCCGAGCCUGCUGUUGAUGCUCCUUUGACUGCUGCUGCCUUGGCUGCUGCUCCUCCUGAAGCUCAAAAGCAAAUGCUUGGUGAACGUCUUUAUCCCUUGAUCAAUGCUCAACAACCUGAAUUUGCUGGUAAGAUUACUGGUAUGCUUUUGGAAAUGGACAAUGGUGAAUUGUUGAAUCUUCUUGAAGACCACAAGGCUUUAGAAACUAAGAUUGCUGAAGCUAUGGAUGUUCUCAGAGCUCACUUAUCUGAGGCUACUAAGGAAGAACAAAAGGAGGAAUCUGCUUAAGUUGUUAGCAUUUUUUUCUUUCUUUGAAAAAAAAAAAAAAAAAAAAAAAAGGGAAAAAAAAA